Haemonchus placei is the source of this 240-nucleotide messenger RNA. The record is from the annotation of a GenBank genome assembly. NCBI's taxonomy places the organism in Eukaryota, Metazoa, Nematoda, Chromadorea, Rhabditida, Trichostrongylidae.
AUGUCCACGCCCCCACCUUCCGUCAGUGAUCUGACAAUGUCUCGCCUUGAUAGAUCGACCAGUCUAGAUUCACCUCCAGAAAAGACCAUCUUUCGUAUAGAUCUCAAUGAUGAUCGUCCGCUACCGUCGACGACGGCCUCCUUGUACGCAGCCAGCGAGGCGGGUUCGUUACAUGGAUUUCUUAGAAUAUUGUCUAUUUUUUUUUUGACGCAGGUUCGAAACUGCAAAAAGACCUCAUGA